AAAUUAAAAACGAUAUUUCCUUUAAAUGUGACAAACGUAAUUGAUUGUCAAUUCAAUAGCUUGUAAUAUAUUUAAAUAUAUGUUUUCAGAAAGCAAAUCUUCAAAGAAAGUCAAUAAACCCAUGACCGCCGCCAAACCCAAUGGCACCAAAGACAAGGGUGAGAAGAACUACGCCCAAGAAGAGCUUACAAGCAACAUCGACCAAGAUGUUUCCGAUCAAGAAGUCGUGAAAACGUUGCAGGAUGAUGACGUACAAGAUGUUGGCGAGGCGCAGAAGAACAGAACAGCGCAGUCUGAUUUGGCUCCCGUUGAGACUGUAGACCCGACGCCAGGCUGUUCGAAAGAUUUUGAUCACCAACCAGUUGCGGUAUUGCCUACCUCCCCAGCUGAUUAUCCUAAACCCAUGACAGUAGCCCCGAUGCCAGGUUGCUCGAAAGACCCCGACAACGAACAAAUCCCAACAUCAUCUAGACCCCCUGCAGAGGAUGAUCCUCAACCCGGAACUUCGACAGAGUUUGAGCCAACUCCCGGUUGUUCGAAAGAUCCUGAUGUUCCACUUCGAAGUUUUUCGAAGGCCUCCAGGAAAAGUAAUCUCAGUACACUUUCGUCUAAAAGUACGAAAUCUGAACCCGUUCCUGCGUCUGAUUACGUUGAUCCAUUUUUCAGAAGGUCAAGAGCUCCCGAUUUAAGACCAGAUCUUGAAGAUGAAUCAUUACCACCAAACCGUCGUACCCUUGUUGCCGAAGUUCCUUCAAGUCGUGAAGAGGACGAAGACCCUAGUAAGGUGAACGUCGAUUCUGAUCUCAUGGAAAUGGCACUCUUCAUCCAUCUUGCAAUGAUGAAGAGGACCAGAGCGCUGCGGGAGAUGAUAGACGCCCAGUGAAAGACGCCAUAACAAGGGCAAUAUUUCUCUUUCUACAGACCAAACCGUCAAGGAACUUCAUUCUUAAAGCCUUAACUUUG
Haliotis rubra (blacklip abalone) is the source of this 963-nucleotide messenger RNA. RefSeq lists its product as uncharacterized. The record is from RefSeq and is a predicted model, not a curated record. The transcript has 2 exons. Lineage: Eukaryota; Metazoa; Mollusca; Gastropoda; Lepetellida; Haliotidae. Bases 80 to 883 code for a protein of 267 amino acids.